UAAUUAGACUUGAUUGGCGUCUUCUGUGUCUCAUAUUAGCCACGCUCUCCCGGAGGUGCCGUCAGUUGAAUAAUCCAUAACUAGUAACUAUCACCACCAAGUCAUCACUAACAGGCAUUAGUUGUCUUUCCUCCUCCAAAUAUGGACAAAAGAAGCGUGACCACCAUCUCUGCCUGCGUGGAUGCUGCUGUUUCGUCACCUGGUUACCCCCCGCCGCCACUGCUUGUCUACAGGCGUGGGGUGAGGGCUCGCCUCAUGAGGCUGCUCCCGUGCUCCACGGUCAAAAAGUCAUCUAGCAGUGUUCAAAGCAAGUGCGAUGACAGCGUUGAAGAUGAGCUGGAGCUCUCUGCUGUCCGCCACCGCCCCGAGGGACUGGGACAGCUGGAGGCACAGACACGAUUCUCCCGCAAGGAGCUUCAGAUCCUGUACCGCGGCUUUAAGAGCGAAUGCCCGAGUGGAGUAGUCAAUGAAGACACCUUCAAGGAUAUUUACUCCCAGUUCUUCCCACAAGGAGACGCAUCAACGUACGCUCAUUUCCUGUUCAACGCCUUCGACACGGAUCACAACGGCUCCGUGAGUUUCGAGGAUUUUGUUAUGGGUCUUUCCAUUCUCCUGCGAGGCACCAUUCAGGAAAAACUCAACUGGGCGUUCAACCUUUACGACAUCAACAAAGAUGGUUAUAUCACUAAAGAGGAGAUGCUGGACAUCAUGAAGGCCAUCUAUGACAUGAUGGGAAAGUGUACGUACCCAGUACUCAAAGAGGAGACGCCACGUCAGCAUGUAGAAAUAUUCUUUCAGAAGAUGGACAAGAAUAAAGACGGAGUGGUCACUAUUGACGAGUUCAUCGACUGCUGCCAAAAUGAUGAAAACAUCAUGCGAUCAAUGCAUCUCUUUGAAAAUGUCCUUUAAAUCCGUGAAAGUGAAAUUUUUUGGGACUCGUGUACAGCGUGCUAUGCAGGUUUAUGCGUUUUAUUAAAUAAAAUAAUUGUUGUUCCUUACUGUGGGCCACCAGGAGGAGGAGCUGUGGUGACACUCUUGGAAGCGUCAAUCGGUUUUACUUACUUCCUGCCAGGUGACAUCACUGUGACUUUUUGAGAAAAAAAACAUCAUUCCAUCCAAUGAAGAAUGUUCCAUAGUGUCUCCACUUCUCUUAGUGGAUACAUGUAUAUAUUUAGUAUAGAUACAUGAUGGAAAGAAUCAGGAGUGUACCCGCCAACGAGGAGGUGACAUCCACACAAGCACACAAGUAGCUUCUAUUCAAUUUAUGUAGAAUAUUUGACAACACAGAUGCUUUUUAAGUGUAUUUUCUUUCUCGAGAAAAAUUAAGUUAUUUAAUGUAUAUGGUGUUAUGCUCCUUGUACAAAACAGGUCAUCCGUGCAGUAUUAAAAGAACAUUUGUGGGUUUGUUUGUGCGACUUUUAGCAGUUGCUCUGCAAGUAUGUGGACUUUCAUUUUAUUUUUCUGAAAAAUAUUCCCGAAGAAUGUAGUAUUUAUCAUUUUUAUUAUACCACGUGCUCAUCAUCACUUCUGAAAUUCGACUGGAUGACGCUUAUUUCUACAUUUAUGUAUAUAUAAAACACCACAUUAAA
Messenger RNA from Doryrhamphus excisus (bluestripe pipefish), 1589 nucleotides. Lineage: Eukaryota; Metazoa; Chordata; Actinopteri; Syngnathiformes; Syngnathidae. The record is from RefSeq and is a predicted model, not a curated record.